Molecule: messenger RNA, 600 nt
Organism: Rhinichthys klamathensis goyatoka
Lineage: Eukaryota; Metazoa; Chordata; Actinopteri; Cypriniformes; Leuciscidae
Exons: 3
Coding region: 140-337 (65 amino acids)
Biological process (GO): endoplasmic reticulum unfolded protein response
Cellular component (GO): endoplasmic reticulum
Source: RefSeq, a predicted model, not a curated record
AGGCGGAGCUUACAUUCCGAGGACGUAGACAAAAAUCGACGUAGUUUUCUCUUCAUCCUCACUAGUAGUUUGUGUUGUGUUCGUCAUAUUUGUGACUGUGACCAGCUCACUUUUUACAACACACCAGCAUUUUGCAACGAUGGUCGCCAAACAGAGGAUUCGUAUGGCCAACGAGAAACACAGCAAAAACAUCACCCAGAGAGGCAACGUCAAAUCGACGAGAACCGUGAGUGAUGAGAAAGUGUCGGUGGGACCGUGGCUCUUGGCACUCUUCAUCUUUGUUGUUUGCGGCUCAGCAAUAUUCCAGAUCAUUCAGAGCAUUCGAAUGGGCAUGUAAAGAGGACCAGUGAUGUCUCAACUCUCCACUCCUCGCCACUUCCACAUACUGCACCCAAGGAGCUUUUCUGAAAGGCUUUUUGUUGAUUUUAUUGAUUUAUCUUCUUCUGUGAGGUGCAACGAUUCUGUCAUUCCUCUCUGGUGCCUUUGUAAUGAAGAAAAAAAAUCAAAAAGCCAUAAAAUUGCAUUCCGAUCAAUUGUAAUGUUAUCUUCUGUCAAUCUAUUCUUUGAUGUAAUGUAAAAAAAUCUUGAUGUCGCAAGGAG